AUGGAGAACACGGGCUCAGCUGGUGCCCGGCGGUGGGAGUGGCAUCGGUGCAGCGCCCGGAGACCCGAGAAGGAAGGGAAGACCCCCCAUAACUCGCCCUUCUCACGACAGAAACAUGAAGAUGAAAGCGAGGCCUGGCUGCACAGACAGAACGAGGAGCCCGUCUUCUCCCGGGAUGGACGCACCUUUUUCUUUGUCCGAGCCGUUCCGCAGGGCGGCCAGGGAAAAUUCCACCACAUCACCGUGGCCUCCGCCCAGCCCAACAGCAGCAGUGACAACAUCCAGUCCGUCACCUCGGGGGACUGGGAUGUCACCAGGAUCCUGGCCUAUGACGAGCAGAAAAACAGGAUCUACUUCCUGAGCACAGAGGACCUGCCCCGCAGGCGGCAGCUCUACAGCGCCAACACCGUAGGGAACUUCAACCGGCAGUGCCUGUCCUGUGACCUGGUGGAGAACUGCACCUACUUCAGCGCCGCCUUCAGCCCCGGCCUGGACUUCUUCCUGCUCACAUGUGAGGAGAUGCUUCUGAGGCUUCUUCCAGGCUCUGAGGCAACGCAUACUUGCGUCCGUGACACUGCUCACACUCUGGUGGGCGUCACAGACGCUGAGCACAGCCCCCAUCACCAUGGUCCCGGUGUCCCACGGGUGACAGUGCACAACACCACAGACCAGAGAAAGCUCUUUGACCUGGAAACAAACGAGCACGUGCGGAGAGCAGUGAGCGAGCGUCAGAUGCCGACUGUGGAGUACAGGAAGAUGGUGGUGGCCGACUACAGUCUGCCCCUGCAGGUCAUCAAGCCGGCCACCUUCACCGACACGGCCCACUACCCCCUGCUCCUGCUGGUGGACGGCACCCCGGGAACCCAGAGCGUGGCCGAGAAGUUCGCGGUGAGCUGGGAGACAGCGCUGGUGAGCAGCCACGGAGCCAUCGUGGUCAGGUGUGACGGCCGGGGCAGCGGCUUCCAGGGCACCAAGCUGCUGCAGGAGAUCAGGCGGAGGCUGGGCAGCCUGGAGGAGGAGGACCAGCUGGAGGCCGUGAGGACCCUGCUGAGGGAGCCCUACGUGGACCGGACGCGUGUGGCCGUGUUUGGGCAGGACUACGGUGGCUUCCUGAGUACGUCCAUCCUCCCAGCCAAGGCCAACGACCAGGCCCCCGUGUUCCGCUGUGGGGCUGCCCUGUCCCCCAUCACCGACUUCAGGCUCUACGCGUCUGCAUUUUCUGAGAGGUACCUGGGUCUCCACGGGCUGGACAACAGAGCCUAUGAGAUGACCAAGGUGUCCCACCGCAUGUCAGCUCUGGACGACCAGCAGUUCCUCAUCAUCCACAGCACGGCCGACGAAAAAGUUCACUUCCAGCACACAGCGGAGCUGAUCUCGCAGCUCAUCAAGGAGAAGGCCAACUACAGCCUGCAGAUCUACCCAGACGAAAGCCACUACUUCCACAGCAACGCCCUGAAGCAGCACCUGUACCACUCCCUCACCAACUUCUUCGUGGAAUGCUUCCGGAUCCAGGACAGACUGCCCACAGUCACGGCGAAAGAGGAGGAGGAGGAGGACUGAGCCAUCGGGUCCCAGCAGGGAGUCUCGAGGGGGACGUUGCCAGCGCUGUGUAGCAUGUGUGUCUGGGGUCCGAGGCAGGUCUGCCCCCCAAGCAAGCUCCUUCCGGGGCUGGCGGUCCCUGGACCUCUCUGUGCCCUCAUUUCCUCCUGGCCAGACCCCCCGAGUGGGCCCACGACCCUUGCCCCGUGGAGCCGUGACCAGGACUGACGGCAGGGAGGCAGCCGGCUCCAGUCCAGCCCCCAGCAGUGCAGCUCAGACCC
Molecule: messenger RNA, 1820 nt
Organism: Erinaceus europaeus (western European hedgehog)
Lineage: Eukaryota; Metazoa; Chordata; Mammalia; Eulipotyphla; Erinaceidae
Product: dipeptidyl aminopeptidase-like protein 6
Exons: 17
Coding region: 1-1560 (519 amino acids)
Biological process (GO): proteolysis
Molecular function (GO): serine-type peptidase activity; dipeptidyl-peptidase activity
Source: RefSeq, a predicted model, not a curated record